GUUGUUCCAUAUUGGUCAUGUGAUGGUUGUGUUGUUGUACAACGUUGUGGUGUUUUGUCUCCAGAUUGUGGAUCCGGUGGAUUUGUUCUGGAAGUGCGGUCUGGCGAACCCUCACACCACGCACUGUCUGGGCAACGGUCAGAUCAUGAUCAGCUGCAUCGGAGACCCGGCCGGCAACGCCAAAGGCGGAUUUGUCCUGCUGGACGGCGAGACGUUUGAGGUGGUCGGGAACUGGGAGCACUCUGGGGAGGCCGUGAACUUUGGAUACGACUUCUGGUACCAACCCCGACACAACGUGAUGAUCAGCACCGAGUGGGGGGCACCCAAAGCUCUGGCUGGGGGGUUCAACCCCGUACACGUUAGAGAAGGUCUGUACGGGAGCUGCCUCCAUGUCUGGGACUGGACCUCCCACAGGAAGCUGCAGACUCUGGACCUGGGGGAGGACGGGGCGAUCCCCCUCGAGGUUCGAUUCCUCCACGACCCCGACGCCCCCCAGGGAUACGUGGGGUGUGCUCUGGGAGGAUCCGUGUUCCGGUUCUACAAAACCCUGGUGAGUAGAUCCAGAUCUAGAUCCAGGUACCUACAAAACCCUG
Messenger RNA from Etheostoma cragini (Arkansas darter), 593 nucleotides. RefSeq names its product methanethiol oxidase-like. The transcript has 3 exons. NCBI's taxonomy places the organism in Eukaryota, Metazoa, Chordata, Actinopteri, Perciformes, Percidae. The annotation marks the transcript as partial. The record is from RefSeq and is a predicted model, not a curated record. Gene Ontology annotation, molecular function: selenium binding.